Messenger RNA from Prorocentrum cordatum, 1002 nucleotides. The record is from the annotation of a GenBank genome assembly. NCBI's taxonomy places the organism in Eukaryota, Dinophyceae, Prorocentrales, Prorocentraceae.
AUGCGAAAAGAGCGGCCAAUGGGAGCAGGCGCUACUGCUGCUCAGAGAGUCGUUAAGGAUUCAUGUGGAGGCCAAUAUCAUUUGCUACGACGCUGGAAUCAGCGCUUGCGAGAAAGGCAUGCAGUGGAAGCCAGCGUUGGGCUUGCUCAGAGAGCUGCGGAAGGUCAAAUUGGAGCCAGUCGCCAUCUAUUCACGUACAAUGCUGGAAUCAGCGCGUGCGCGAAGGGCGAGCAGUGGCAGACGGCCUUGCUGUUGUUCCGUGAGAUGUGCGAGGAGAAGGUUGAGCCAACCGUCAUCAGCUGGAGUGCUUGCAUCAGCGCAUGCGCGAACGGCGCACAAUGGAGAAUGUCAAAGCAUCUGCUCAGCGAGUUAUUGGCGGCAGGGGUCGAUGUCGGACACCACGCGUACAGCGCUGCAAUAAGCGCGUGCGAGAAAGGCGCCGAAUGGCAGCAGGCAUUGUCGUUGCUCAGGGAUGCGAUGGAUACGGUGGAGCCCAGUCUCACGAUGCACAACCCUGCAAUCAGUGCGUGUGAGACAGGCGGGCAGUGGGAGUGGGCAUUGUCGUUGUUCAACAGGUUGCCAGAGACGCAGCUGGAGCCAGAUAUCAUCAGCUACGAUGCUUGCAUCAGCGCGUGCGAGAAAAAUUGUCAGUGGCAGCAUGCACUGGUGCUCUUGAGAGUAAUGGAAAAAACGACGUUGUGGGUCAACACCGUGGGUAUGAAAAGAGAAAUUGGCGCAUACGACGCAGGGGGAAAGUGGCAGCAGGCGUUGUCAUUGAUCGGCGAUUGGCGGGAAGCAAAUCUGGAGAUGGACACCACAUUCUACAAUAUCGCGUUGCGGAUGUGCGCAAAGGGUGAGCAAUGGGAACACGCAUCCCGAUUGUUCUCCGCAAUGAAAGCAGGAGCGGUGGAGCCCGAUACCAUCAGCUACAGCACCAUGAUCAAACUUGAUCUUGGUGCGGCUCUUGGGGCUGUACGUGUCAGCUCCGUCGACACGCCGUAG